GCUCCUGGACUGAACACGGCGAUGGAGAUCUCGGCGUCGCGGCCCGCGCAGCGCACUCUGGGAUCGGAGGAGUACAGUCUGUACAGCAGUUUGAGCGAAGAGGAACUGAUACAGAUGGCCAUCGAGCAGAGUCUGUCUGAAGGGGGCGCCAGCCAACCAGACGUCCACAGCCAGCAGAAGAGGGCCAACGCCGAACCGACCGCCCCCAGCUGGAACCAGAGACCCGCCCACAGACCGCCUCCUCCCGCUAACAGGUCGCCCCCGGGAAACGCCGCCGACGCCAACCAGAACCUCAACCCGGACCGAGGCGGGGUGAUCCGCAAGAGAUACGAUGGGAGCUACUUCCGCACCAGCAUGCCCAUAGAAGCGAACCCCAUCGAGGAGAUGAUCAUGAAGGGAGACGAGGAGGGCCUGAACAACGCCAUGAAGUCCGGGAAGAGGCUGAACGUGUCCAACAAAGAUGGCUGGCUGCCCAUGCACGAGGCGGCCUAUUAUGGAUCCCUGGGCUGCCUGAAGGUGUUACUGAAAGCGUACCCUACGACCAUCGACCAGCGCACUCUGCUGGAGGAAACGGCGCUCUAUCUUGCUGCUGUGAGAGGGCACUUGGAUUGCUUGCAUCACUUGCUGGAGUAUGGAGCCGAGCCGGACAUUGUGAACAAGACGAGGGAGACUCCACUGUAUAAAGCUUGCGAGCGGAAGAGCGCGGACGCAGUGCGGACGCUGGUGGCGUUCAGGGCCGACGUCAACCACAGGUGUAACCAGGGCUGGACGGCGCUGCACGAGGCGGUGGCCCGGAACUCCCUGGACAUCAUGGACAUCCUGGUGACAGCCGGCGCCAAGGUCGAGGCCAAGAACUGCUACGGCAUCACUCCCUUGUUUGUAGCGGCGCAGAGCGGGCAGCUGGAGGCGCUGCGGUACAUCCUGAAGUGCGGAGCCGAUAUCAAUACUCAGGCCAAUGACAACGCCACCGCCCUGUACGAGGCGAGCAAGAAUGGGCACGACCACAUCGUGGAGUUCCUGCUGUCGCAAGGGGGCGGACGCCAACAAGCCGAAUAAGGACGGAUUCUUACCCAUCCACAUCGCCGCCAAGAAGCGGGAUAAUGACGAGAUCGUGUCCAUGCUGAUCCCGGUGACGAGCCGCACGCGGGUGAAGAGGAGCGGAAUAAGCCCCCUGCACAUUGCGGCCGAACGCAAUAACGACGACAUCCUGGAGGAACUCAUUGAGGCCGGCUAUGACGUCAACUUCACGCUCUCCUUCGACCGCGCCAGGCUGUACGAGGACAGACGCAGCACCGCGCUUUACUUCUCCGUCAUGAACAACAACAUUUAUGCCACCAGGCUGCUCCUGGAAGCCGGCGCCAACCCUAACGUGGACAUCCUCAACCCGCUGCUCAUCUCCAUCCGACACGGCUGCCUGACCACCAUGAGGCUGCUCCUGGAUCACGGCGCCAAUAUCAACGCCUUCAUCGCCUCCCCACCCCACCUCCUUCCCGGCCACCAUCAUGUUCUCCAUGAAGUAUCUCAGCUUGUUGAAGUAUCUCAUGGAUCUCGGCUGUGACGCCGACUCCUGCUUUCAAUGCGAAUACGGAAACGGACCGCACCCGCCUGUUGAGGAUGGGAGACGCCGCGACGACGAUCCCCAAAACCAAAAACAGCCCAAAAUCGUUCAGUUUUGUGAGAUGGUGUCCACCCCGGAGCUCAGCCGCUGGGCCGGUCCCAUCAUUGACGUCCUCCUGGAUUAUGUAGGAAACGUCAAGCUCUGUUCGCGGUUGCAGGAACAUUUGGACAGCUAUGCGGACUGGGAGUGCAUCAAGAUAAAAUCAC
Messenger RNA from Staurois parvus, 1824 nucleotides. The record is from the annotation of a GenBank genome assembly. NCBI's taxonomy places the organism in Eukaryota, Metazoa, Chordata, Amphibia, Anura, Ranidae.